UAGAGAGAGAGAACAUGUAAUUCCCGGUUUCCUGGAUGAUUUGAGGGUCGCAGGGUUGCCGGGUCCUCCUGGCCUGCCGUGAACUGAUCCAGCCGGACACGCACCUUAUUAAAGGGAAGCAGAUUAAAGAUCAAACGGCCGCAGUCAGCUCGUGUCCAGGAAGAUGACGAGGGGAGAGAGACAGGAAUGAGUUGUGACAAGUCCCGUGCUUCAGCGGCUCCGUCAAGUGGAGUUGCGAUGCGUCAACUCGGUGAUUCACCAGCACCGAGGAGGAGGAUAACGAAAGAAGGAGAAGCAGGGAUGGGAAGGAGGGGAAGGAUUGGAGGAAAAGGAAAAAAGGGUAGAAAAGAGGAGGAGGAGGAGGUGGAGGUGGUACAAAAAGGCUCCGCCGUGAUUCAGUCUAUCACACAGACCACACGCACCAAGUCAGCGGACCGUCAACAUUUAAGCUCCAUCCUGUGACUAUCUCCUCUCUAAUGUAAUAUCUUUAAUAUAAUCAAUACGUCCAUUUAUAGGAUUAAAAAAGCGACAUCACCUGCAUUUUUCCUUUAUCACCUCCAGAGUUGGCUCAGGGAGGAAGGCAGAUUUAAAUGAGCCGAUGAAAAGUUUGCGAUUUUUUUAAGAGAGCGAACUGAUCCACAAGAGGAGAGGAGGCAUCACUGUCGGUUUGUUUCGGCUCUUAAAUUUGCUAGCGGAUGAACUCCUGAGAGCGCGCUGAACGGAAUAAAAGGAUUUAGAGAAAAUGAAAAGGUGUAGCGGAGUCCAUCAACACCAGCUCGUCUUGCUAUUGGCUGCUGCCGUGGCAACGGCCCUGGAUUCUUCACACAACCUGGCCAGCGAGAGGAGUUCGAUCGAAAGCACGUACGAGCUGACAAAAUACCUGGAGUAUCAGCUUAAGGAAAUCAAAGACAUAUAUCUGACCUACCUAGGCCCUCCAUUCAAUGAGAAAGACUUCUCCCCUCCACGGCCCAACAGUACGGCUCUGUCUCUGCCCAGUGCCGCCACCCGCCUGGAGCUAUGGCAUGGCCUGGAGAACCAAGCUCGACUCGCCCAGAAUCAGAAGGCCUACUCUGUCCUGCUGGCAGCCGUCAGAGAGUUGGCCCGCUCCACCCUCUGCCCCUCCCUCAAGACCUCCCUGCUGCACUUUUGCACAGGCUUGGAUGGGCUGCUGGGCUCCAUAUCAGCACUGAUGACUAGUCUCGGUUAUGCACUUCCUCCUCCAUCUGCAAACAUGGAAGGUAAUGCUGGAGAGCUGCAGUACCCUCAGAGGGGGCCCGGGGGCGACCGACCAGCUCCACUCAUGAGCCAGAGCCUUUACAGGUCCAGAGCUGGGAUGAGGACAGAGUCCGGUCAGCGUAACAACCAAAGAAGAAGUGGGAUGAGGGUGGUCGGAGGAGAGAGGGAGGAUGGCGUCACCGUAGACCUGGAGGCAAAAAGGAGAGGGAAAGAGGGGAGGAGAGCGGAGGCGACCGCAGCUGGAGGAAGGAGUGGCAGAUCGAGGGAGAAGGGAAGAGGGAGGAGAGGGAGGAGGGAAGAGCCAGAGAGCAGGAAAUGGACCACCAGCGAAGAAGAGAGAGUAAGGGAGGAGGAAGAAAAGGAACUGGAGCAAGAGGGAGGGGCGGAGAGAUGGGGGAGGAGGAGAAGAUUGUUGAGUAUCGACGAAGAUGGAGAGGAGAGGGAGAGGCAGUCUGAACCCAGGGUAGAAGUGUCGUACCCAGGCACAGAAGGCUCCCUUCGACAACCAACCAUCCAAACCAACAACAACAUCAACAACAACAAUCAGUACAGCUACAACCUGAACUCACUUCACCCAGACACACUCAGAAAAGAAGAUGGAUUUAUUGUUGAGAGAAGCAGAGGGUUAUUGGUGGAAGAGGAGAAGCAAAUAGACAUAGCAGCUACCUCCUCUUCCUCCACUUUCCAUCAUCAGCAUCGGCCUCCUCGCUCCCUCCUCUCUCCCACCCUUCAACCUCCUCUGUCCACCCUCUCCCUCCUGUACCAGUUUGGAGCGGGUGAGGAGCACACCCUCCUCUCCCAGCCUGUCCCUCUGUCUUUACAAAGGGUCACCUCCCUCCUUUCGCCUCCUCUGACUCCGCUCCUUUCCUCCACCUCCUCCUCCUCCUCGCUGCUGUCGGUGCGGCCGACGAUGAACGACUUCGCCAGGAAGGUGGAGGGAUUUUGGAUAUUGCGAGAGCUGCAGAGUUGGCUAUGGCGAUCGGCGAAGGACUUUAAUCGCCUCAAGAAGAAACUCAGAGGCUGAGACACUGAGACACACACAAGUGCAGUAUAUCAGAAAUCUAUUAUUUGGACAAAAAUCUGAGUGGAAACAAAUAGAGAGCUUUAACAGACAAAUGCACAUAAACACAUUCAUGCUUAACACAUUCAUUCAUAUCGUACUGGAAUAAGUGAAUGAAGGACUAUUUGGCAGGUCACCAGAAGCGCUAAUGGAAUAUAACACACAAAGCCAACACAUUACCAGCACUGUCACCCGCCUAAUGCACAUAGCAGCUCAUUGAGCGAGACACACUAAGACUGGGCUGAGACUUCACGGCUCAUAGAUCAACAAAAAUACCACUGUAGGUGGUUAGACACACACACACACACACACACACACACACACACACACACACACACACACACACACACACACACAGGGAUAGACCGAGUGACAGGCAGAGAGACAGACAGUGCAGCUAUUGAGUGAGAACUGAUUCAGUGACCCCAGAUGUGUGAAUCAGCAAACAUUCAUUUUCUCUAAAGGAAGAAGGGAACUUUUCUGAAUGGGUAAAAGACAAAAGGAGUAAAAAACAAAAGGAGAGGAGGAAAUGGCCAGAGGGAUGAAGAGGAGGAGAGGAAGAGGCAAGAAAAGGAGAGGAAGACUGGAGGAGGCGUGAGUCAGGGAGAUGAGCACUGGAAAUAACGGGCAGAGGGGUAUUGCUGAGUAAUCAGAAGUCAGUUGGUCAGUUACAGUAACUCUACAACAGCGCUACACAUACUGUCCAGACAGAGAGGUGGUCAAACACACACUUAUUGUGGUAUUUGGUGCCUUAACAUACCACUCACUUCUAUGCUGCAUUUGAUUCAGCGCUCAUUCAUUUGUACCACUUUUUAAUGAUUUCAUUGCAUAGCAAGAAAUAUUUAACACAGUUUAAAAUGUUUUAGAAUAGAACAUCAACUCUCACAUUUAUACACUAAAUAUGAAGCUGGAGCCAGCAGACGGUUAGCUUAGCUUAGCAUAAAGACUGGAAACAAGGGGAAACUGCUAGCCUGACUCUGUCCAAAGGAAACAAAAUCCACCUACAAGCACCUCUAAGGCUCACUAAUCAACACGUAAUAUCUCGUAGGUUUAAUCCAGACAAAAAUCGAGGUGUAAAAACUACACGUUGCAGUCCUGGAAACUUGACAGUUGUCAGUGUGAGGUUGCUAGGCAACUAGUGGAGACCUACGUUUUAAGUGCUGUUACAACACAGGUAGGACUGGUAAAAUGAUUUGUUGUUGGUCUAUGGGUUUAAUUACCACUAAGCCUUCUGGCUGCAGAAGAAACACACUACAUAUAUGCUGAAUGCGUUGAUUUCCAACAAAAAGAAAAGGAUGCUGGCCUUAACCACGGUGAGCUCGCCUAGUUCACCGCUGCUGUUCCCCACAGUGUUGCUCACUCGACUGGGUGUUUGGGCCAGUACUCUUCUCGUAUCUCCAACUGUACACUGAGCUCGGAGCUGGUUUCAGUUCAUUUAGGUUAACAAAUAGACGCAGAGAGAAACUAAACCAAAAUACUUCAGGGAUGACAGUUAUCAUUUAUUGUCCAUCACGGACUCAAUGAAAAGUUGCUCCUUGCUAUAAUCUACUGCACACCACUCUCAUGCAUCCAGAUCUCUACUUUCGCUUUUUAGACAUAUUGGAUCAGACCUGUCCUCUUGAAGUUUGUCAACAAAUCAUAUGUAACAAAUGAUCACCUCUGAACGUGACAGUAUCUGCAGCGGGACUUCCUUUAACCCCUUGCUUUGACCAUAUAUCCAAAUUCAGUUCUUUAUGCUAAUCUAACUUAACCGUCUUUUGGAUCCAGUUUCACGUUUAACAGACAUUUGAAAGUGGAAUUGAUCUUCUCAUCUAACUCUCAGAAAGAAAGCAAAUAAGCACAUAUACCAAAAUGUCAAACUAUUACUUUAAGUAACUUCACACUCCUAAACUCAAAAAUUAGACACAUUGAGGUGAAUUUUUCAUGCCUUUUAAAACAUGAAAUCAGAGACUUUUUUUCCUUUGGCAACUUACAGAUGGCUUAAUUUCUUUUUCAUAAUGAAUCUAUUGUUAUGUCUUUGCAAUGUGCCUUGGAUGAUGUGGCUAAAUGUUAUGGAUCAUGUCAUAUCUUUAGGAUAUUUAUUGAACAAGAUGUUUAUUUAUUUUUCUCCAGUGUGAAAAUACUGUAUUGUAACUCAAGAGAGAAUAAAUACUAGCUUUUGUACAGAG
Siniperca chuatsi (mandarin fish) is the source of this 4464-nucleotide messenger RNA. RefSeq names its product cardiotrophin-like cytokine factor 1 (gene clcf1). Lineage: Eukaryota; Metazoa; Chordata; Actinopteri; Centrarchiformes; Sinipercidae. The transcript is spliced from 3 exons. Bases 743 to 2260 code for a protein of 505 amino acids. The record is from RefSeq and is a predicted model, not a curated record.